UAUCAUAUUAGCUGUCAGACUUUAAAUAUCACACAGGUUCUCCGCCCUUUACUGUGCAGUUCAGUUGCAGCUGAGGGAGCGAAAGGGUCGGGAGACAUUCCAACUGUGCAGCAGUAUUCACCCAAGACUGUGGAGAUGGCCACUACGAAGGAGAAACUCAUUGAACAUGUGAUGAAAGGGGAGGCAGUCGGCUCAAGGAACAAAGUGACAGUAGUGGGUGUGGGAAUGGUGGGCAUGGCCUCUGCCGUCAGCAUUCUUCUGAAGGAGCUGGCAGAUGAGAUUGCCUUGGUUGAUGUGAUGGAAGACAAGCUGAAGGGCGAGGCACUGGAUCUGCAGCAUGGAGGGCUCUUUCUGCGCACACCCAAGAUUGUAGCUGACAAAGACUACUCUGUGACAGCCAAUUCCAUGGUGGUGGUGGUGACAGCUGGUGCCCGGCAACAGGAGGGGGAGAGCCGACUCAACCUGGUCCAGCGCAAUGUCAACAUCUUCAAAUUCAUCAUCCCCAACAUUGUCAAGUAUAGCCCAAACUGCAUCAUCCUUGUAGUUUCUAAUCCGGUGGAUAUUCUGACCUAUGUGGCCUGGAAGCUAAGUGGCUUCCCCAGACAUCGUGUGAUUGGCAGUGGUACCAACCUGGACUCCGCUCGCUUCCGCUUCCUGAUGAGUGAGAAGCUAAACCUUCACCCCUCCAGCUGCCAUGGUUGGAUCAUUGGAGAGCAUGGAGACUCCAGCGUGGCUGUAUGGAGUGGGGUGAAUGUAGCUGGCGUCAACCUCCAAAAACUCAAUCCAGAUAUGGGAACAGAAAAGGAUAAGGAAGACUGGAAGAUAGUCCAUAAGACGGUUGUUGAUGGUGCCUAUGAAGUUAUUAAACUGAAGGGUUACACUUCCUGGGCUAUUGGUAUGUCUGUGGCUGACCUAGUAGAGACCAUCCUGAAGAACUUACGCAAGGUACACCCUGUGUCCACACUGGUCCAGGGCAUGUACGGAGUGAAGGACGAGGUUUUCCUCAGCGUGCCCUGUGUGCUGGGCAACAGUGGCUUGACAGACAUAGUACAUAUGACCCUGCAGCCUGAGGAGGAGAAGCAGCUGGUGAAGAGCUCAGAGACCCUGUGGAGUGUGCAGAAGGAGCUGACUCUAUGAGGCUCUCACAAAACCAAUGAACCACAGCCCUUGGCUCCUCAGUUAUUUCUGCCUGCCCCCAUUUCCUUGUCAAAAUGCCACCUCUUCCCUCCUGCCUGCUGUCCCAGAGGAAAACUAAACACUGACCAUAGCAAUGUUCUCUAAGCACGGCAAACGCUCCACAAUUUGAAGCACCCAUUUCAGGUCUCUUCAGUUAUAAUGUCAUUAACAUAUGAAAUCAUAUCUGGCAGAGUUGCUUUGUGCAUCCAUACAUUAUUCUUAAGAACUUGAAUGUAUACUAAAUCUGUCUCUGUGUACACAAUAUGAACUGCAUGAAUGCAUAUUUUACAAAGAGCAAUUUGACAUCUGAAUAAAUAUUUUUUAUAAUUUAAGUUUUUAAUCAAAAUUACAUUAUGUCCAUUAACUUAUCACAUGUGUACACAAGAUAAUGGACACAGAAAGUCAAGGGGCAGGACAUCUGUGUAAAUUGUUGAAAUAGGAAUCUUUUCCUUUUCAUUCGAAUGUUUUAUAUAUCAUUUUUGUGAUCAAAACUGACAUGUUACAGAAAUCAGAAUAGCUGCCUUGUAUAUGCCUGAGCAUCAAAUAAACAACACAGAAAAUCAGA
This is a messenger RNA of Paramormyrops kingsleyae, 1741 nucleotides long. Its product is annotated as L-lactate dehydrogenase A chain. The record is from RefSeq and is a predicted model, not a curated record. NCBI's taxonomy places the organism in Eukaryota, Metazoa, Chordata, Actinopteri, Osteoglossiformes, Mormyridae. Gene Ontology annotation, molecular function: L-lactate dehydrogenase (NAD+) activity. Gene Ontology annotation, cellular component: cytoplasm. Gene Ontology annotation, biological process: lactate metabolic process; pyruvate metabolic process.